AUGGAGGACAGGAAGAGGCCCGCCGUUGGCAGCGCCGAUGACCUUGCGCCGCCGAGUAAGAGGGUUGCCAUCAAUGGAUCCAAGCCCAGGGACGAUGCUCCCGAGAUGAAGGAGGAGAGCUGGAUUGAAGCGUAUACAAAGGGCGCCAUUUAUCGCCAGAUGCAAGAAUAUAGUCGCAGAGCCGCCACCGCAGAAUCACGAUUGGAGGAAGUACAUAAACGAGCCGUUCACCACGAUGAUCACAUCCGGAUUAUUGAUGCAUGGUGGCAACAAGUUCUCGAAGAAAUCGAGUUGCUAGCCGACCCCUCUCUUGCGAGCAAAAAGCUGGAUGGCCCACCGUUCUUAAGCAGCGUUUCUUUCAAAGAUUUGCAACACUUCCAAAGUCACCUGCAGGACAAGGGGAAAGCUAUCAAGAAUAAGACAGAAGACCUUCUGCAGCGAGUCGCCGCACUUCGAGGAGAAGUAAAGCCCGAGACGGCAACGCUAGAAGGGAAAAUAACAGGGCUCCUCGCCUCUCAAAAAGAUUAUCUUCUUAAAUUGGAUCGACUAAACAGCGAAAAAGAUACACUAUCAGAGCAGCUCAACACAGCUACACUGCGAUAUUUCAAGGCUGAGAAGAAGCUGGAUCGUGCCAAAAGUUCACAGGUGCAGAAGUUGGAACAGCAAGCCUUCGCCAAUGCCACACGACCACCCUCUGCUACAAAGGAAAGCUCAGAAGAGCCUACGCCUUCUAAUGGCGCAGGAGCAGAGCUACUCUUAAAGUAUGAGGAAACUGCGGCAGCGGCUACGAAGCAGAAGGAGCAACUCGACAACCUACUGGGGGAGGUACGAACUUUGCAAGAAGAAAACUCGACACUUAAGGCCAAACGCGAGUCCUGUUCAGAUGAGGAGUUUGUCAGGACCGACGUUUUCAAGCAAUUCAAGGGCCAAAACGAAGAGCUUAUCAAGCGCAUCAACAACUUGGAGGCAACAAACAAGCAGCUUCGAGAAGAGGCUGAAAAGCUACAAGCCGAACGAACGACAUUCCGAUCACAACUGGAAACUGAGGCUAGCCAAGUUGCUGCAGAGUUGGAAGCAGACAUUGCUGCCAGAGAUCAGGAUCUCGCACGUGUUCGAUCGGCUCGAGAUGAGAUUCUAGCUGAGAACACGCAACGAAAAGUUAGCAUGGAGCAAGAAAGGCAGUCUUUGAAGCAUAUGAAAGACCUCGUAUCUGCGAAGGAGGACCGCAUUUCUGCGUUGGAGUCUGAGAUCGCAAGAUUGAGACCAGCUUCCGCCGAGCAAGUCACAACGGACCUUUCUGAAAUGGAUGAGGAUGAACUUCGCCAGAAAUUUAAGAAACUGGAGAAGGAUUUCCAGGCCAUUAAUCAUGAAUUGCCGUCGAUAGAAAAAGCAUUCAAGAAGAUGAGGGACUUAGGGCAGACGAGAGUCAUGGACUUUGCAGGACUGGAGGAGAAGAUGCAACUACUAAUGGCGGAAAAGAACAAGGCGGACCAGAAGUACUUUGCGGCGCGCAAAGACGCCGAUACGCGAAAUAACGAAAUACGAUCCUUGCGCCAUCAGAACAGCAAAAGCGCCGAGCUUAUUGCGCAGUUGAAGGAUCUCGAGGCGCAAAAUCGCACGUUGCUCGGCAAUUUGGAAAAACAAAUGAGUGACUUGCGCCUAACAAACGCCACUCUAGUGGUUGAGAACAAGAAGAUGGAGGCCGCCACCGUGGAUGGGACGCGUCGCGUCGAGUCGUUGAAUAAGCAGAUUGCGGAGCUCUCAAGUUUGGUGAAGGCGAGAGAUUCGGCAUCGGCCGUUAUCAAGGAGAGAAAUACUGUGCAAGAGACCGAGGUGGAGAAGCUCAAGGUGCGAAUUGAGCAUGCGCAGAAGGACCGGGAUAAUUGGAGAAGCAAGGCGCUGAGCAACUCAUCGGAGGAAGAGGAAAUGUUGCGAACAUUUGCUCUUUGCACCAUUUGCCGGAACAACUUCAAGAAUACAGCGCUCAAGACGUGCGGUCAUCUCUUCUGCAGCAAGUGCGUGGAAGACCGCAUCAGCAAUCGCAUGCGCAAGUGUCCAAGCUGCUCCAGAGCGUUUGAUAAAAUGGACGUCAUGCCUGUUCAUCACUGA
Messenger RNA from Cordyceps fumosorosea ARSEF 2679, 2109 nucleotides. RefSeq names its product ubiquitin ligase protein BRE1. The record is from RefSeq and is a predicted model, not a curated record. The coding region runs from base 1 to 2109 and encodes 702 amino acids. Gene Ontology annotation, molecular function: metal ion binding; ubiquitin protein ligase activity. The transcript has 4 exons. Gene Ontology annotation, cellular component: HULC complex; nucleus. Lineage: Eukaryota; Fungi; Ascomycota; Sordariomycetes; Hypocreales; Cordycipitaceae.